CUCCUCACGGCAUUAAUUCUGCCUCCGAGAUCAAGUCCACCCCACUUGCAGUCGGCUCUGCCGCUGUCAGCGAACACAUCAGUACUCUAGGCCUCAGGGUCAGGGAUAUCCGCCCAUGGAUCACUCGGGACAUCGAGAAUUACACAAAAUGCGAAGCCGACGACAUGCUGCAGGGGCUCCUCUGUGGCUUCGACAAGCGUCCUGACAGUGAGAAGUCGAAAUUGUUUCAAGAUUCUCUUGAAGCCGUCCUGGACAUCUGCAACAACACUCCGGAAAUCACGGAUAACUUGACCGAAUUUGCCAAUUGCGCCACAGAGCCUAGUUCGUACCCGUCCUUCGUGCGUGCGGCCAAUGCUGCACUCCUCAAACUGAGGAACUUGGAAGUCUCCGGACUACCGGCUUCCCCGCACAACGACGACACCGACAUCUUAUUCCAUUAUAAUGACAAGGAUAUAAAGCAAAGGCACCAAGGCGCAGAGUCUACGCGCAAGCCCGACGUCGUUCUCGUCUCUCGGAAAGCAGUGAAGGGUGCGGCGAAGGGUAGAGAGACUAAGAGUAAGGCUAAAGGUAAGGGCAAGAGCAAGAGCAAGGGCCAGGCUAGUACGGGUAACGACGACGACGACGAAGACCAAGAUACCGAAGAGUUUUACGCGAACAAAGCGGCGAAAGAAGCCUCACGGAAACUUCAAAUGGUAUUGCCUUACAAAGUGUCAGAAUACGCUCCUCCUAAUCCAAGGCUCAGAUAUUUGAACCUUUGGAAUGCAAAGGAAAACAUUGAGCCAAGAGCUGCGGCUCCUGCUCCUGCCGCCGCUCCUACUCGAAGCUCGAACAUGCCAUCGAAUGAACCGCAGGGUACGCGUACGUCCGAGCGGCUGAAAGUAAAAUCAGACAGCAAACGUAAAUCUGAUCAGUUGGACGCCAACGAACCUGGUUCCAAGCGUCAGAAGAAAACCGAUGAGAUCCCCGCGGACCAGAAGGAACCCAAGGAGGAACCUGAAAAGAUUCAUCCAAACGUCCAGAAUGGUCUCUAUGUCGCGGAGAUAUUCGCCGCCAACAUCGCGCUGCAGUGCGUUAUAUCAUAUGUGGUGAACAAUGAUAUCAUUUACAUAUGGUACUUUGAUCGAGAAAAUGCCAUCCAAUGCGCGGGCAUCAACUUCAUCAAGGAUCUUCCCCGGUUCCUUGUGCUACUGCUUGCCAUGCAGCGCAUGAGGGACGAGCAAUGGGGCCAUAAUCCGAAUUUCACCCACGUUCCCGGCGUUUCGUGCGACGUCGUCGUCGGAGAUGUCGACCUGACAUUGGACUUGAAGUCUGACACACGCAUAACACACUUCGGUCUGCGCGGCCGCGCAACCAACAUUUUUUCUGUGCGAAGCAAGUAUCUUUCGGACAUACAGAAGAGGGAGGUUUGUGGCAAUGAUUCGAAGGAACUGGUCGCCAAGCUCUAUUGGCCAGAAGAGCGACGUCAGAGCGAGGACGAGAUCCUCCAGAACAUCUAUGACAUUGCGAGCAAGGAGUCGACGGUGAAGGGCCACAUCCCGGACAUGGUGUGGUUCCACAAAUUCGACGAGACAUCCACAACAAGAAUCAGGAAGUCGCUAGGAAUUCAAGACGCUGACGCUGAAGGGGGCAGUCGCGUUUUGUAUAUAAUCGUGUUCAGGAAACUCAUCCCAAUCACGUCGCUGAGCGGAGACGAUUUUCUCAGCGCAUGGUGGCAAGUUGUUCUAUGCCAUUACACACUUUGGAAGCACGAUGUCCAUCACCGCGACAUCAGUCCCAACAAUCUCAUGGUCUACAUGUUGAACGGUCAAUGGAUCGGGGUCCUCAAUGACUACGACCUAUCAUCGAUCAAACGCGAUGGACCCAGCGGGAAGGAGCGGACAGGAACAGUUCCAUUCAUGGCACUCGAUUUGCUCGACGAAGACGGCCUCGAAGGCAAAGUCACACACUUGUACCGGCAUGAUGCUGAGUCGUUAGUGUGGGUCCUCGUCUGGGUCUGUCUUAGGUACCAAGGAGGGAAGUUGAUAAAGAAUGGCAGACCGCUCGAUGAAUGGCUCAAAGUGGGUGCUAUUGCAUGUGGGGAGAAAAAAUCAGUCUUCCAGCGGAAGCUUCGGCAUGGGACCACCGAGGCCAGCCACAUACAACCCUCGCCGUCACACCAAUCUAACUGGAAGAUAGCGGUAGCUUGCCUGAGCACCCUCCAUCAUACUGGCCUGGCCAAACCGGACGAAAAUGACUAUAUUCUUCAGACGUGGCUUUUGGAUAACUUAAAGUCUGUCUCUCCAGGCAUUGUAGCUCACUAUCCCAUCAGUGUAUCAUAAGCUUCAUACAGUCCUGUAUCACGUAAAUACGUCCUUUGUA
Molecule: messenger RNA, 2358 nt
Organism: Suillus bovinus
Lineage: Eukaryota; Fungi; Basidiomycota; Agaricomycetes; Boletales; Suillaceae
Exons: 7
Coding region: 165-2318 (717 amino acids)
Source: RefSeq, a predicted model, not a curated record